Maylandia zebra (zebra mbuna) is the source of this 2684-nucleotide messenger RNA. NCBI's taxonomy places the organism in Eukaryota, Metazoa, Chordata, Actinopteri, Cichliformes, Cichlidae. The record is from RefSeq and is a predicted model, not a curated record.
CAAUUUUUCCAGCUGGCGAAACUUAGAAAACUUGGCCUGAGUGACAAUGAGAUCCACACAAUUCCAUCUGAAAUAGCCAACUUAAUGCAGCUGGUAGAACUGGAUGUCUCUCGAAAUGAUAUUUUGGGCAUUCCAGAGAGCAUUUCAAACUGCAAAGCUCUCCAAGUGGCUGAUUUCAGUGGAAAUCCAUUAACAAAGUUACCUGAAAGCUUCACGGAGCUGAGGAAUUUAACCUGCCUUUCCAUCAAUGACAUUUCAUUGCAAGUGCUUCCAGAAAAUAUUGGAAACCUCACCAAUUUGGUAUCACUAGAACUCAGAGAAAAUAUAUUGCAAUUCCUACCAGAGUCAUUAUCACAGCUUCAUAAACUUGAAGAACUCGACCUAGGCAACAAUGAACUCUACUCUUUGCCUAACUCAAUAGGCCACCUUGUCAGUUUGAAGGACUUGUGGCUGGAUGGAAACCACUUGACAGAAAUACCUGCAGAACUGGACAACAUCAAAAGCCUGCUGUGUCUGGAUGUAUCAGAAAACAAACUGGAGAAACUUCCAGAGGAGAUGGGAGGCCUGGUGUCACUCACUGACCUGCUAGUAUCUCAGAACAACAUUGAUUCUCUACCAGAAAGCAUUGGAAAACUACGAAAACUUUCUAUACUGAAAGUUGAUCAGAAUCAACUGGCGUAUCUUCCAGAGAGCAUUGGCAACUGUGAAAGUCUUACUGAACUUGUGCUCACAGAGAACCAGCUACAGAGCUUGCCGAGGAGUAUUGGAAAGUUAAAGCGACUGUUUCACCUGAACUGUGACAGAAACCAGCUACUGUCGUUACCCAAGGAGAUUGGCGGCUGCAGUAGUCUGAAUGUCUUCUGCGUACGAGAGAACAGGCUGACGAGGAUACCGUCAGAGCUGUCGCAAGCCACAGAGCUGCACGUGCUCGACGUGUCUGGGAACCGGCUCACCCACCUACCGCUUUCUCUGACGACGCUACAGCUGAAGGCCUUAUGGCUGUCAGAAAACCAGUCGCAGCCGCUCCUCACCUUUCAGACUGAUCAGGACCCUAAGUCAGGCGAGAAGGUGCUUACCUGCGUGCUGCUCCCUCAACAGCCAAGUGAUGACAAAGGCUCUGAUAAUCUUGCUCGCUGCGGAGGUAUGGAGAGCCUGGUGAAUGACAUUGCUAACGAAACAUGGGACAACAACGCCGUGAACAGGACCAGCGUCAUUCACUUCGUAGAUGGAGAUGAUGUCGACGAUGACGACGAUCCGGGAACACUACUUCGGCGGGCCACGCCUCACCCCGACCAGCUGAAAAGUAUGAAGAGAGCAGCAGAGAACCUCCGCAACGACAUGAAUGCCGCCAAAGGGCUGGACUCCAACAAAAAUGAGGUCAAUAACGCUGCGGACAGCGUGACCACGUCUGUGUGACCUUUACUUCAGAAAUGUCUUUUACCUCCUGUGUCUCGCCGUGUUGUCCUGCACAACCCAGUUACCCCUUUUCUCCUUUACCUACAAACCCUGGUGUGGCCUACCCCUCCUGUGAUUAAACCCUAGGGCGCCUGUAACCUUACUCUAUCUCCAGUCCUGUGUAAAUCCCACUCAGUCUACCAGGGCUGCUGUGCCUUCAAUUUUUAAAAAAAUUAUUGUCCACAGGAAUUUUCUGCACAGAGAGACUCCUUUUAAAAGACAUUUUAGAGAUUUAUUACUUUUUUAAAUGGCUCAUUUUAAGAAUAUAAUUUAGGUAGUUGCACUAUUAUAAGUCUUUAUCAAUGUGGUCAAACCUUUUAAAUGUAUUAUUAUAUAUAUGUUCUAUAUAUUUUUUAAAACACUGGGUGAAUACUUCUUUUUACCUUUUGGGCAAACAAACCAGGAUUUUUUUUUUUUUUUGGACCUACUGAUUAAGGAUUAUUGUACAUACUCUUGUGAAUAUUGAUACUUUUAUACUUUUUGGCAGCUCAGAUGUAAAUAAAAUGUAUAGCAAAUUUCUUAAUCAUUUGCAAUUUCAAAACUUUUUUUCCCCUUUUGCAAACGUGGUACAUUUGUCUUUCUUUGUUUUUCUUGGUUUAAAUCAAAGCAAUGAACAAAACACAGUCACUUAUGUCUUAUUCAACCAAUAUAACUGUGAUCGGAUGAGUGGAUGGCCUUGGAUCCUCAUAUUAAUCUAUGAAACAUCUAGACCCAUAAUUUUGGAAAUAAAUAGAUUAAUUUAGUUUGGAUUUAAGUACUGCACACUAAAUUUGAAUUACGCAUCUGCAAUGUAACUAUGCAGAAGUAAAAAUGCUAUCUUAUUAUAAUAUGUGCUGUGCUUCACUGCUUUGCAAUCUUUUUCAAAUAGAUGCCAAAAACAGAUGUAUUUUUCUUUGUCUUUAACAAAGAGUACUGUCAAGAAUAAUCAUUGGAAGUUUGAGGUUUUUACCACAGUGUCGGCAUUCUUUACAAAUGUAGUUGAUAAAGUUCCUUUUCAAUACACUUUUCAGCUUUGCUCAAAUCCUGUUCUUGAGAUGGUACACGAUCAGCUGUAUCAUUUUGUUUUUAAACUGAAAAAAGUGGACCAGGGAAAUUGGUUCAAAUGUUGGUUUUAAUGUUUUUAGCUGUUUUCUGAUCAAACUGCACAAAACAGAUCUCAAAUAGGUGGUGAGCCUGGGGAUUUGGAUGACUUUCUAACCACUGAUCAAUAAAAUGAGUGCAACACUAAA